CUCAAUCGGCGGGCGCUGUAGCAUCGGCGUCAGUGACCUGAAUACAAAAAACAUUUGUUUUGUUUAUUAAUGUCAUAAUUUCGAUAUGAAUUAAACAAAAAUGGAAAAAAAUUCGCGGAAUUAAAUGCUUAAAAAAAAAUUUAAUUUUGGGGCGAAUUUUCUUACUAUUUUUGCUUCGAAAAAAUUAUUUUUUCGCAAAAUUUUCGAAUUGUAAAUUCAUAUAGAAAUUGUAAAUUCAAAAUCAACACCGGCCCUUGAAAUUUAACCACUCUUUAUUACUGUAAUGAGCGCCUUGCUCUAGAUUUAAGAGCGACACCAAGUUUUAAUACUUUAUAUGAAUUCAUUUUGGCACAACUCUCAAACUAUUAAUGUUCAUUUUUAAAGCCUAUAAAAGGAAAUGUACAAUAGAGUAGAUCAUCAUUUGGCGGUCGUAAAACGUAACGGUAAAAAGUACAGGGUGAGAAUAGCUUAACACUGCAUUGCUUUUUGGACGACGCUAAGUCGGACGCAUGCAUUGUAACGAUUUAAACACUAAAACUGUGCCUGUAACGGUGCUGUAACUGUGUUGUGCGAACGGUGCUUAAUCAUUGUACGGUAUCACAUUAUACGUAGCAUUUACUGGCUAUAAUUUUAUUUAUACAAAUAAAAUAAGCGAAUCCACUACAACUCUAAUUAAAUUUGAUUAUUAGAUUUGAAUUUGAAUUUAAUUUGAUAAAAAUGAACUCAUGCCGCAAGAUGCGUAUUUGCGUAGUGGGUGCAGGUACCGCCGGUCUGGCAGCAGUGAAGCAUUCACUAGCGCAAGAUUUCGAUGUGGUGUGCUAUGAUAAAGGCAACGCUAUUGGUGGGCAAUGGGUCUACACAGACCCAGCUGGAAUAAAAUGUGAACAGAAUGUGCAUAGCAGUAUUUAUGAGGAAUUACGCACAAAUGUACCCAAAGAAAUGAUGGCAUAUCCCGACUUCGAGUAUCCAAGUAGUUUGAAGCAGUCCUUUAUUAGCGCAACGGAUGUGUUAAAGUAUCACCAGUCGUACGCGAAACAUUUUCAAUUAGAGUCACAUAUCAAUUUAAAUCUUGAAGUGUUACGCAUACGACCGAGCAAUGGACGAUGGCAGGUACAUGUGCUAAAUACAGCCACUAAAGAGUUGGAUGUACAAGAGUUCGAUUUCGUAUUUAUUUGCAAUGGGCGUUUUGUCACACCAUUUUACGCGUCCAUUAAGGACUGGGAGCAGUAUCAGGGCAAGCGCUUGCAUAGUCAUACGUAUAGAAAAGCGGAGGAUUUCAAAGACGAAACCGUACUGAUUAUCGGCGCUGGCCGCAGUGGCAUGGAUUUAACCAAUCAUAUAAGGAAAACUGCCAAACACGUUUACCUCAGCCAUCACGUGAUGCCGCCACCACGCACUGACUUCAUGCCGAACGUAACGCAGAAACCGAUCGUGCAGCAUUUCACAGCCUCAGGCGCUGUUUUCAGCGACGGCAGUGCGCACGAUUUUAGCGUCGUAAUUUACUGCACUGGUUUCAUCUACUCAGCACCCUUUCUCAGCGCUGACUGUGGCCUGUACGUGAACGAAAAUGCAGUAUAUCCACUUUACAAACACUGCAUCAACAUCAACCACCCAACAAUGGCUUUUAUAGGCCUACCAAUGUAUAUUUUCUCUGGUCUAUCAGACCUACAGGUACGCUUCGCACUCGAAUACUUUAGCGGGCGUAAGACGCUGCCUAGUCGAGAAGAAAUGCUGACCGAAAUAGAUGCCGAAUUAGCUGAACGAAAAGCCAAUGGGGAAAGGAAGUGGUUAACGCACGAAAUACAUAAUCCAAAGUUGAAUAAUGUGAAUUACGAUUAUAACCAGGAUUUGGCGGAUACGGCCGAUAUCGCACCAAUUAAACCGGUUAUAUUCAAAGUCAUGGAAAACACCUUCAACAAAUACUUAUACGAAUUGGAUACAUUUCGCGAAACGGUAUAUGAAUUUGUUGAUAAUGAAAAUUUCAUAAUUCACCCCAAUGUGGAUGCGCUGAAAUGUAAGAUCUAAAAUGCUGAAUUUAUCAAAGGUGUACUAUCCUAUUUAUAAAUUUAUGUAUCAUAACAAAAAUGUGAGCAAUAAUUAAUAAAAAAAAUAUCAAUUCCUAAGGUCAAUCAUUAUGAAAAUAACCUAUGGCUGUAUUUUUGACUUAAAUAAAUAAAUAU
Molecule: messenger RNA, 2180 nt
Organism: Anastrepha ludens (Mexican fruit fly)
Lineage: Eukaryota; Metazoa; Arthropoda; Insecta; Diptera; Tephritidae
Product: senecionine N-oxygenase-like
Exons: 6
Coding region: 718-2025 (435 amino acids)
Molecular function (GO): flavin adenine dinucleotide binding; N,N-dimethylaniline monooxygenase activity; NADP binding
Source: RefSeq, a predicted model, not a curated record